Messenger RNA from Papilio polytes (common Mormon), 3983 nucleotides. RefSeq names its product putative protein arginine N-methyltransferase 9. NCBI's taxonomy places the organism in Eukaryota, Metazoa, Arthropoda, Insecta, Lepidoptera, Papilionidae. Bases 271 to 2448 code for a protein of 725 amino acids. The transcript has a single exon. Gene Ontology annotation, molecular function: protein-arginine omega-N monomethyltransferase activity; protein binding. Gene Ontology annotation, biological process: peptidyl-arginine methylation. The record is from RefSeq and is a predicted model, not a curated record.
UUCGAGUCAACUCGAUUCACUCGCAACUCGAGUUGUCAAAAAUUUCACUCGAGUCCGAGUAAUAUAAAAAUAAUUCGAGUCACUCGAGUGAAAAGCAUCUUAUGAUAUGACAUAUUUAUAUUCUAUUUGUAUUUGUUGGUAUUGAAAUAUUGAACGCGAUGAGAUAUAGCCAUUUAUAUCAUUGAUUCUUGAAAUGCGCUGACUGAAAGUGUGCGCCGUAAAAGUCAGUACGCAGGAAAGAUUUUGCAGGCUUUACUAUUUUUUUCGAAAAUGGAAGGCAUAGAAGAUAUAGUGAUUCACGCACGACAACUUUUGGCAGUUGGUCAAUUUAGUAAAUCCUUUGAUUUAUAUAUUUCGUUAUUUGAAAAGAGUCCCAGAAUUAAAAACACGUAUGAACCAGAAUUCCAGAUCGUUAUGAUGCGAUACAAUGAAACGUUGGGUGCGUCUGGGAAGAUUGAAGAUAUUUUUACUAACUUCAGUCGCGCUAUUAAGAUUUUUCCUAGAAAUGUAUACCUGUUGAAUGAGAUUGGCAAAUAUUUGUAUAAGUUCGGUUAUUACGAAGAGGCUUGGUCUCAUUUCCAGAAAGCACUCAAGGGAAACUCUGCUUUUGUGAAUGCCGAAAAGAAUUUGAAUUCUGUAAAAAAUUUACUUGUUGAAAGAUGGCAUUUUCGAAUGCUAAAUGACAAAAAACGAAACUCAUUGUUCCAUGCCGCUAUUCAUGAGACAAUUAAAUCAGAUGUGGACCAAGUGUUGGAUGUCGGCACUGGGACUGGCUUACUGACCCUGUAUGCUUGUGAGUGCCAGCCCCUAGACAUUGCUGCAUGUGAUGGCUCCAGUGUUAUGACAAAAAUAGCAGAGAAUUUAUUAACUGACUAUGACAUUAGUAGUGUACCCAUUAUAAACAAGAUGUCCACAGCUAUGAAUUCCAAAGAGCUUGGUUUCAAAUGCUCUGUCCUAGUCACUGAGUUGUUUGAUGCCGGCUUGUUUGGAGAACAUGUGUUGCAAACAUUAUUGCAUGCUUGGGAUAACUUGAUGGCUGUAGGUGCAAAAGUCAUUCCCAGUAGAGCCGAGUUCUUUGUGGCUGGUGUUAAUUGCAACUCAUUAAAUUUAAAAUAUCAAUUGAGAGAAGAUAUUAAAACUACAUUGAACAUACCUCCAAUGAAUAUACAUGUGAUGACUGACAAUGAAACAUAUGACUGUGAGGAUGUACAUUCUUAUAAAGAUUUAAAAUAUAUAACCGAGGGGCAGUCUGUCCUCAAAAUCGAUUUUAAAAAUUAUGAUGACAUUCAAGAUAAAUUGUAUCAAACAGAACCAUUUAAUGUAGACUUAACUGCCAUCCAAGACGGUGAAAUAAAUUGUAUGAUUGGUUGGUUUAACUUGUAUUUGACAGACAAUAUUACUAUAACAACAGAUCCCCGCUCUGAAGAACGUUGCAAUGCUUGGCAGCAGGCUGUUUUCUUUGACAUGAUACCAAAAGAAGUUAAAAAGGAUGACAGCUUCACUACACAUUUUUUGAUGAACAAUGGCAAACUGACUAUGGCCCAGGAUUGCAACAUUCAGAUUGACAGAAUUUCUCCUGAAGCAUUGAGAUUUUUAAAUGAUUCAGAAUAUGUAAAGAUGAUACUUGGAUGCGUCGGCAUGGCUAGUGUCCACCUUGGUCAAAUGCUUGAGAUGUCAGAGGUUGCUGUUAUGGAUUUAUGUCCAUUCCCUCUGUUUGGCCUUCAAAUGUUGAAGAGAGGUGCCAAAUCCCUGACCUGCACUGCCAGAACUUUCAAUGAUGAACAAUUCAUUAUUAGGAUUGUACAUGCCUAUAAUUUAGACCUAUCAAAAGUUAAAAUACUAGUGGGCGAAAAGUGGAAACUCGAUAAAGUUGGUAAUAUAUUAUUCCAUGCUAUUUUUUGCCAUCCUUUCGAGAUAUGUGGGGACAUUGAUCUAAGAAUGAAAGACAUAGCUCAUAUUCUGAAGACAAACCAUUUGGCACCAAGAGGUAUUUAUAUGCCAUCCAGCAUUAGCAUUAUGGCCCAAUUGGUUAAUUGCCCCUGGCUAGAUGUUAAUAACAGAGUUUAUGAUGAAAACACAUUGAAUUACAAAGUGGCAGGAUACAUGAAUGUUUAUCAAGUAUCGCAGAACUUCUGUAUUGAUAUUUCAUGUUUGGAACACACUCCCUUAACUGAGCCAACAUGUGUUGGUGAUUGCUCCUCAGAUUUACAAACACAAGUUAUUAAUUUAUCAGUAAUUAAAGAUGGUUAUACAAAUGCCAUUCUUUGCUGGUAUAAAAUUGAGUUGAUGGAGGAGGUGGAUGAAGUAUCCACAAACAGACCUGAUGGCUUUAUAGACAGCAUGGCAUUUCUUUCAGUCCCUGAACUUCUAAUGAAUAAGGGAGAUAUUGCGACUAUAUUAAAUAGCGUAGAUGGUAGCGGUAGUUUUAAGCUAGUUGUUGAUAUCUAAAAUUAAUGCUUACAAGUUAAAUGCUUUUCUUGUACUACUUACCACAAGUCAUAAGAUUUAACAUUUUAUCAUACUAAAUAGAUAUGUGAAAAUUACCUCAUUUGUUCUACUUGACAGAUCUCAUUGCAAAAUCUUAACCCAUAUGAUACUUCGUAUUUUACCUUUAUUUUCCAUAGGAUAGUAUACUAUUGUGUAAGUGAAAAUCAUAUUUUACGACCUUUACUAGUCAUAAUUUAAGUACAUUACUGAGUAAAUAUUGGAACCAUGUACAUUAAAUCCAUUUUUUUUUCUUUUUGAGCUAAUUAUGUGAUUUUAGUUAAUUCAAAUAUCUUUAAUGUACGAGUAGUUAAGUGUUAAUUUAUUAAAUAGCAUAAUGUGAAAUAACUUUCUUCAGGGAUUUUGUCGCGUUUAUUGUAUUUUUUUGAUCUGAUGACAAAUUUGCUGGCGAUGUGUUUUUUAACUUUGCGCAUAUUACAUUUUGAAAAUAUAUAUAGAACAAUGACCUUUAUAGAUAUCCAAUGGAUAGCAAGCGCUAAUUGAGGUAACUGUUAGUUAAUUUUGUCUUAAUUAAGUUUAUAACAAUAUUAACGGGGCAGAAAUGGCAAAAACCAGAUAAGCGCAAAAUACAACGUAGCAUAGUCUGUUCAGUGGAACGUAAAGGUCAGUGUUUAAGAAUAAUCCAGCAUGUAAAAUAUGAGGUGAAAACAUCAGGGUUUGUUCCCUUAUCUGACAGUGACAUUAUUUUUAAGCUAUCUGAGCCGCUAUCAGCCAGUGGUGGGACAUGCGCUUUAUCUUACAUGUAAAUAGCUCUUUUGUUUCUUAACCAGAUGAGGUAAGUUUGUUUUAUUUUAACAUUUAAAAUAUUAAAAUAAUCAUGUUACUGAAUAUUUGUGGUAUACCACUGUAUCUAUACUAAAAGUAAAUAAUUGUCUGCAUCCUUAGCUAAUAUAUAAUGUUGCUAUAUGUGCUUGUAAAACAUUCCAUCAAAAUUUAUGUAUUAUAACCUAAAAUAAAAAAAAAAGCAAAGAACCCGAUUGACUGAGUAUAACACUUGAUUCGUUAAGAAUAUAAAUGCUACUAUUGAAAAAAGAAUUAGGGUCUGUUCCAUUAAAUUGUAAAUUGUUUGACAACAUGUAAAAUGUGGUAGAGAUAUCGGAUUUUGUUCCCUUAUUUGACAGUGACGUCAUUUUUUAGUUAUCUAACAGCAGUGGUGGGACAGGCUUUUAGCAAUGUAAAAGAAGAGUUUCGAAAUCGGUUUUUAGAUCUUGUUUAGAAUUUCAAUUACCAUGUCUAGUAUAUGUUUUGUACUAAUGUUUUUACAUACAUGAUAAUCCAGAGAAGACGUAAUGAAUGACAACUCGGUUCGGUCGUCUAGUCACAAUGGACUUUAUUUAAUUUUUUACGUACAUUUAUUACGUAUAUUUAUUACUUCAUACGCGCAAAAAUGUUUCGGUCAGUCGGGUAAAAAAUAUUUUGAAACAUCUAAAUGUAAGAUUAAAAGGAAAAUAAAUCGAUGUUGUGACGUUAUUCAAAUA